AUGUCUCACCGUUACUCGAGAACGGAGAAAGGUAAAGAGAGAGCUGAGGAGUUUCCACCACGCAAACCGCUGGUGAGGAUCCCGGAUGCGAAUGUCUCUGGCCUCAUUGAACGCAACAAGCUCACUCUCAUUGGAAGAGUCACCAACCCUUCGAUCCAGAAAACAAGGGCGCUAGUGGAUUUCUUUCUACAACAAUGGAAUGUUGUGGGUAGAAUAACAGGACGGGAUCUUGGCCCUACUCUGUUUCAGUUCGGCUUUGAGUCAGAGAGGGAUCUCCAGACUAUUCUUGCAAAAGCCCCCUUUCACUUUAAGAACUGGAUGUUCAUUCUACAAAGGUGGGAGCCAGUCGUGUCUGAUACCUUCCCAGGCCGAAUCCCUUUUUGGAUUAGAGUCCAUGGCAUUCCUCUCCACUACUGGAUAGAUGAAACCAUUGAAGCUAUUGGUGCUGCCCUAGGCCCCAUUGAUGAUCGUGAAGUUGAUAAAGCUCGCCUCAGGGUCCAGGUAAAUGGUUUAAAGCCUCUCAUUAUGAAGAUGGACCUGCAAUUGCCAUCUCGAGAAAUAGUGGAAGUCGAGUUGGAGUAUGAAAAAAUUGGGAAACACUGUUUCUUCUGUAAGUCUCUCGAUCAUGAGGAUAGUGAAAAGCGCAGAUGCCCUCUGUCUCGCUCACACCACGGGGAAAGAAGAGACUUGGGUAUCUCUCAACAGAACACUUUAGAGAGAAUUGAAGAAGGUCGGAGACGUCAAGAUGAUCGGAGGUUCUCUCGUCAACAGAACCUCGCAAACUAUAGAGUGACCCGAUGGACGAACACAAGGAAUGCAAACCCUCAUUCAGAUGUGGUAGCUCGGGUAUACUCCUCCCGAAAUGAAUCAGGAAGGAGCUCGGAAUUUGAGGAGAAUAAAAGACGCUAUGAUGAUCGAUCCCUAUCGCACCGCAGCGCUACUCCACGAGGCUCUCGGACUCAUCAUACGUCGCAUGAACAUACCUCAAACUCGCGCAGGGAAGGUUCUUAUCGGGUUAAGGAACAUACUGGCUCGGUUCUACCUCAAGAACAGCAUGGCUCUCCAGUUAGAGAUGUUACCUCUCGAUCACACCUCUCCCCGGUGACAAACCCGUCGGCAGAUCAGAGGAGAGCUAGUCUAGCGUCCAGACUAUCAGACCCGCGAUCAGAACAUGUAUCAAGCGAGGAUAGAAUCCCGGCAAAGGAGAGACUAUCUGUUAACACGAUGAGGACCGCUGAAAGAGAUUUGGCAAACUCUGAGGCCCUUGGGCCACUGGUCAGAGAAAAAAUCCCAACGAAGGGAGCGCCACUUCUCUUGAAUGACAAAUCCAUUACUCGCCCGUCGAGUUCUACUAUCUUUGAGUCUGGGAGGAUUGGACUUUGCGAAAGAUCUCCCAUCAGGACCUUAAGCGAAGACAGAAUUCACGUGUCGCUAAGGCUUGGGUCUCUACGAGCAGAUGAGGAUGAAGAGCAAGACAAUGUUUUUGACUUACAGCUACAACAAGCACUGUCAACUAAGGCAGCCGGGAAACGAAUUGCUGAGAACUCCCAAGAUUGCAAGAGAAUGUCAAAGAAUACCGGCCAAGGUAUCACAGUUAAAAGAAGACGUGUCACAAAGGUUCAUUCCUCACCUCGGAGAAAACUGAUGUUGGACGCAAUUACAGCGGGAGGCAGAUCACAAACCAGGAAGAAACUCAAGAAUGGACCGACGACAAAGCUGAUACCCGCAAUCGUGCGUAAGGAGAAGGAUUUUCAUCCUCUCCAAGGCUCUCUUUCUUAG
This is a messenger RNA of Brassica napus (rape), 1779 nucleotides long. RefSeq lists its product as uncharacterized. The transcript has a single exon. Bases 1 to 1779 code for a protein of 592 amino acids. Lineage: Eukaryota; Viridiplantae; Streptophyta; Magnoliopsida; Brassicales; Brassicaceae. The record is from RefSeq and is a predicted model, not a curated record.